Messenger RNA from Pistacia vera, 727 nucleotides. Its product is annotated as actin cytoskeleton-regulatory complex protein sla1-like. Lineage: Eukaryota; Viridiplantae; Streptophyta; Magnoliopsida; Sapindales; Anacardiaceae. The record is from RefSeq and is a predicted model, not a curated record. Gene Ontology annotation, molecular function: protein binding. The transcript is spliced from 4 exons. The coding region runs from base 99 to 374 and encodes 91 amino acids.
CUUACAUAUAUUGUGUUUAACAGGAAAGGCCAAGCAAGUUUUCGUCGGGUUAUGGUUCUCCAAUUAGGGAGGAGCCUCCACCAUACACAUCACCUGCCAUGCAAAGGUACGAGUCAUUUGAGAACCCGUUAGCUGGUGGAUUGCAGAGUUUUGGGUCUCAAGAUGAUGGGCGAUUAUCAUCUGGGAAUCAGCAGUUUGGGACAGCACUUUAUGACUUCACUGCUGGUGGAGAUGAUGAGUUAAAUUUGACGGCAGGAGAAGAGGUCGAAAUUGAGUAUGAAGUUGAUGGAUGGUUUUAUGUGAAGAAGAAACGCCCUGGAAGGGAUGGCAAAAUGGCUGGGCUAGUACCUGUCCUCUAUGUCAAUCAAUCUUGAAGUGUCAUGCCAUGAUACACCAAACGUUCAUCUUUUUGGUCUGUUUUCUGAGCCAUUUAUUGCCUGAAAAUUUUGUGGGAGCUUUCUUAUAUUCUUUUUGUGUCAUCAUUAUUGAAGAUAUUGCUUGCUAGGAGAUACGGUCUGCUGGAGCUCUGUGCCUAGAGUUUUUUGUUCGUUAUGUUUCUCAUUCUUAAUAUUCAAGCUGCGGAGAUCAUGUAGGAGAUCAGCGUGUCAAUAUUCUGUUGUUUGUAUCAUUUUUACCAUGUAAAUGUUAUAAUUAAUAUUUAUAGAAGUUUAGAUGUAGUGACUGUAACAGGAGUGAAUCAGUAUAGUAAUAUUAUCUAAUUAUUGAC